AUGGAUCUAUUGACCAACAUUUGUUUUUGUACAGAGUGGUACUGGGAGUGUGUGCUGCGACAGUGGUGCUACCGACUGUUGUCUCUACUGCUGUCUCUGCUCUCUGUGGCUGUGGUGUGGUCCGAAUGCACCUUCUUCAGCACACAGCCUGUCCUCUCUCUCUUCGCCGUCUUCAUCCAGUUAGCAGAGAAGGACUACAACUACUUGUACAUAGAGGUAGCUAUUACCUUUGGGUUUCUGUGUGUAUAGUUAGCCUUGGUGCCAGAAUGCAGCACAAACUGAUCCGGGACCAGGCUAGUUUAUUGUCAUGUUUUCCUGAAAAACGUCUUAUCUGCGACAAUAAAGUAACUAAUACUACUACGUGUUGAGGAUAGCAUGGUUGCAAACACAGUUUGGAUAAAUGACACACAUGAACAUGUAUAAGUAUGACAGGAAAUAUGGAGAAACGUGCCAAAUGAUUGCUGUGAUGUUCUGUCCACCACCAGAUGGCGUGCUUCGUCACUAUUUUCUUCCUGUGUGUUUGUGUCUACUCCACCGUGUUCCGCAUCCGAGUCUUCAACUAUUACAACCUGGUACCUCACCAUCAGACAGACGCCUACAGCCUACAGUUCAGCGGAAUGUACGUCUCUCACCGCUCAAAUAUACCACGUGCUGUGAAGGUGUGUCUAUGGUGUCCAUUUUAGGACAGCCUCAAAAAAAAGUAUUGCUGAAAGAAGUUGAGACUGUGGCUGUCCUAAUAAUAUGGACACCGUAGAUGUCACUGUUUGAGCUUGGUUCUAGAGCUUUAGAACUCUAGAACAUUUCAGUCUACAUGUUUGUCUGAGUAUCACUUUGGGUAUUGUGUGCAUACCUUUAAAAACGCAGGUUGUUCUGUCGACUGACUCCUCCGCUGUGUCUCAACUUCCUGGGUCUCAUCCACAUGGACGCCUCCAUUUCUCACCAGGAGAGAAUAGAGACGGCAUACACCUCAGUAAGUCAGACUCGGUGUGCAUCCCAAAUGGCACCCUAUUCAAUAUAUACUGCCCUACAAAGGCAAAACGCCAACAGUGAAAAUUACAAUAUAUACAGUACCAAUACACCUACUCAUUCAAGGUUUUUCUUUAUUUUUACUAUUUUCUACAUUGUAGAAUAAUAGUGAAGACAUCAAAACUAUGAAAUAACACAUGGAAUCAUGUAGUAACCAAAAAGGUGUUAAACAAAUCAAAAUAUAUUUUAUAUUUGAGAUUCUUCAAAGUAGCCACCCUUUGCCUUGAUGACAGCAUUGCGCACUCUUGGCAUUCUCUCAACCAGCUUCAUGAGGUAGUCACCUGGCAUGCAUUUCAAUUAACAGGUGUGCCUUGUUAAAAGUUAAUUUGUGGAAUUUAUUUCCUUAAUGCGUUUGAGCCAAUCAGUUGUGUUGUGACAAGGUAGGGGGGGUAUACAGAAGAUAGUCCUAUUUGGUAAAAGACCAAGUCCAUAUUAUGGCAAGAACAUCUUAAAUAAGCAAAGAGAAACGACAGUCCAUCAUUACUUUAAGACAUGAAGGUCCAGUCAAUCUGGAACAUUUCAACAACUUUGAAAGUUUCUUCAAGUGCAGUUGCAAAAACCAUCAAGCACUAUGAUGAAACUGGCUCUCAUGAGGACCGCCACAGGAAAGGAAGACCCAGAGUUACCUCUGCUGCAGAGGAUAAGUUCAUUAGAGUUAACUGCACCUCAGAUUGCAGCCCAAAAUUAAUGUUUCACAGAGUUCAAGUAACAGACACAUCUCAACAUCAACUGUUCAGAGGAGACUGCAUGAAUCAGGCCUUCAUGGUCAAAUUGCUGCAAAGAAACCACUACUAAAGGACACCAAUAAGAAGAAGGGACUUGCUUGGGCCAAGAAACACGAGCAAUGGACAUUAGACCGGGUGGAAAUCUGACUCCACUUUGUCACAAGAUAAAACAGAUACUGCAAAGCCUGAUUUCAGUCUUAACUCAAUUUUGACCAAAAGUUGUAGUUCUGUAUUUUGCCUUUGUAGGGCAGUAUAGACUCCACAGUGGAGAUGUCAUAAUACCCAUAACACCUAGCGGUCAAACAGGGAAAUGGUUCCAAUCGUUUUUCCACUAUUCAUUUUUCCCAUAGGGGAUUUUAGAAACACUUAAAAAUAAGGGGUGUGUUUCGUGUAGGCUUACCCUGGUGUGACGUUUUGAUAACCAUGUAAAUCUCUCUCGGACAAGGUGACUUUUAUCAAUAUAUUCGGCUCUAUUUACUCACAGAUAUGAAAAUGCUAAUUAGCAUCAAAGUAGACAUCAUGCAAGACUACAAAUCCCUGCAAGCUCCUGCACGUCAUCUCUAGCUGGCACCUUUGCUAAGAGGUACAUUUAAAUAAAUGUAGCCAAUUUAUUCAUUACUACGUUAAUCUAGCAUUAGAUAGUUAAUCCAUAGAUUCUUACCUUUGCCUCGAUUCGGCAGUCUCGUCCAGAUCAUCAUGGCAUUUGUAGUUCUCUAUGAUAGCCACAUUAGCAGCUAAUUAGCGUUUCAUUUGUUGGGGGUAAAUACAGGCGAAUAAAUUGAUAAAAGUCACCUUGUCCAAGAGAGAGUUACACAGUUAUCAAAACAUGAUGCCAGGGUAAGCCUACACGAAACACAGCCCUUAUUUUAAGUGUUUCUAAAAUCCUGAAUGGGAUAAAUGAAUGGUGUAAAGAAUGAUUGAAUUUGACUCAUGCUGUGGUACUCUGUAGUGCACUACUUUUGACCAGAGCCCUAUGCACAUAUAGGGAAUACAGUGCCUUUUGGGACGAAGCCUCGGUCACACGGGCUCUCUCAUUGUAAAGGACAACGAGUUGCUUCAUGACGUCUAUGUAGAGGAUUUAAAGUCUGGCCGUGAAGAACCCACUUGGCAUGCUACUGAAUAAUGAACAUCACCCUACGGUGGCGCAGUGGUCUAAGGCUCUGCAUCGCAGUGUAACUGUGCCACUAGAUCCGGGUUCGAAUCCAGGCCUGUCGCAGCCGGCCGCGACCGGGAGAUUCAUGGGCGGGCACAAUUGGCCCAGCGUCGUCCAGGGUAGGGGAGGGAAUGCCGGCAGGAUGUAGCUCAGUUGAUAGAGCAUGGCGUUUGCAACGCCGGGGUUUUGUGGGUUCGAUUCCCACGGGGGGCCAGUAUAAAAAAAAAAAAUAUGUAUUCACUAACUGUAAGUCGCUCUGGAUAAGAGCGUCUGCUAAAUGACUAAAAAUGUAAAUGUAAAAAAUUUAUUUCAUCAGCUAGACUUUCUAGGUAUCAGAACCACAAUUUUUCUCAACUCCAUCUUUCUUGUGUCUACCAGAUCAUGGGCUCUAUGCGUCUUCUCUCCUUCAUAGCAGAUGGUUUCUACAUCUAUUACCCCAUGCUCAUAGUCCUCCUCUGCAUCGCCACCUACUACAGGUAAGUCUUGUCUGCAGGUCCAUUUGACAUCCUCUCCAGGGGAUUCCCAUCAUAAGACAACAGGGUCUGUAUUGACACGUGUCUCAUAGUAGGAGGUGGUGACCUAGGAUCAGUUUAGAAGUUAUAUUCUUCAACAAUCAAUGGCUAUAUUCAUUUAAAAGUCCAGAAAUGGAACCCCAGCUGCCCCUCUAACUAACGCGUGUUUUCCUUCCUUCCUCCCCUCUCCUUGUGUUUUCAGCCUGGGUACCCGCUGUCUCAACCUCCUGGGGUUCCCACAGUAUAUGAGUCAGAGCGAUGACUUGACCUCUGACCUGGUGGAAGAGGGCAGAGAGCUUAUCAAAAGAGGUACUAUUGUCGGGUGAAGUUGCCCCUAGACUCUGAUCCUGGAUCAGUUUUGCAUUGGUUUAUGGUUACUAUUGGGGGAGGGGCAGCUGAUUCUAGAUCUGUACCUAGGGGAAACUUCACCCCAGAGCAACAGUUGUACACUCAGCCUGGAUGCCAUUUUGGAAGCUCUUCUUUUGGAGUCCAAUGUGGAUGAGAUGAAGUUGGGGACAAUAUUGCCACUAACUUUGCUUCUUGUUGUUGUUGUAGAAAGAAGAAAACGACAGAGAAGCCAGGAUGGGGAGAGUCGGAAACAAGUGAGCACGGUCCUUUCUUAUUUUGAGAGUUCUCUGAACACUGGAGAAGACCACAAUAUCAAUGUUCACACUGGUAUUAACACCACCGCAUGACCAGACUCUGAACCACCAGCCAGCUCAUUGGGUUCACUGUCUGUGUAAAAUGCUCCAGCAUGAAGUUUCCCUUAAGUUAACCCUAUACCAUGUAAAAUAACUGUUCUUCAGGGAUGGAGAGAGCGCUAUGGAGAACACCGAAAUGUGGGGAGGAACAGAAAUGGUUAUUCCGAGUUAAAGGACAAUGACUCUCCCACAGACAACAGUGACAGUGAGUAUGAAGUUUACUCCAUGGAACACCGUAGGAAAGACUGGGAGUGAGUAUGGAGGAACACCGUAGGAAAGACUGGGAGUAGACGAGAGCUUCUCUACACUUAGUGUCCCCUCAAUACUCUCUAUAUCUCCAUCAUACUACUGUAGAAUUAUGCCACACAAUGUUCAAGAUUCUCUGUAACACUGGUCACAUUCCCAAAUGGUACCCUAUUCCCUUUAUAGGGCUCUGGUCAAAAGUAGUGCACUACUGUAUAUGCAGUGCAUUCAGAAAGUAUUCAGACCCCUUCACUUUUUUCCACAUUUUGUUACGUUACAGCCUUAUUCAAAAUUGAUUGAGCAAAUAAAAAUCCUCAGCAAUCUACACACAAUAGCACAUAAUGACAAAGUGAAAAACAGGUUUUUAGACAUUUUUGCAAAAAACAGAAAUACCUUAUUUACAUAAGUAUUCAGACCCUUUGCUAUGAGACUCGAAAUUGAGCUCAGGUGCAUACUGUUUCCAUUAAUUAUCCUUGAGAUGUUUCUACAACUUCAUUGGAGUCCACCUGUGGUAAAUUCAAUUGAUUGGACAUGAUUUGGAAAGGCACACACCUGUCUAUAUAAGGUCCCGCAGUUGACAUUGCAUGUCAGAGCAAAAACCAAGCCAUGAGGUCGAAGGAAUUGUCCGUAGAGCUCCGAGACAGGAUUGUGUCGAGGCCCCCACAGAUCUGGGGAAGGGUACCAAAAUAUUUCUGCACCAAGAACACAGUGGCCUCCAUCAUUCUUAAAUGGAAGCAGUUUGGAACCACCAAGACUCUUCCUAGAGCUGGCCGCCCGGCCUAACUGAGCAAUCGGGGGAGAAGGGCCUUGGUCAGGGAGGUGACCAACAACCCGAUGGUCACUCUGACAGAGCUCUAGAGUUCCUCUGUGGAGAUGGAAGAACCUUCCAGAAGGACAACUAUCUCUGCAGCACUCCACCAAUCAGGCCUUUAUGGUAGAGUGGCCAGACGGAAGUCAGUCCUCAGUAAAAGGCACAUGACAGCCCGCUUGGAGUUUGCCAAAACGCACCUAAAGACUCUCAGACCAUGAGAAACAAGAUUGAACUCUUUGGCCUGAAUGCCAAGCGUCACGUCCGGAGGAAACCUGGCACCAUCCCUACCGGUGAAGCAUGGUGGUGGCAGCAUCAUGCGGUGGGGAUGUUUUUCAGCAGCAGGGACUGGGAGACUAGUCAGGAUUGAGGCAAAGUACAGAGAGAUCCUUGAUGAAAACCUGCUCCAGAGUGCUCAAGAUCUCAGAUUGGGGUGACGGUUCAACCUUCCAACAGGACAACGACCCUAAGCACACAGCCAAGACAAUGCAGGAGUGGCUUCGGGACAAGUCUCUGAAUGUCCUUGAGUGGUCCAGCCAGAGCCCGGUCUUGAACCCGAUCGAACAUCUCUGAAGAGACCUGAAAAUAGCUGUGCAGCAACGCUCCCCAUCCAACACUUUUUUUUUUUUGUCAUUCUGGGGUAUUUUGUGUAGAUUGAUGAGGGAAAAAAAACAAUUUCAUCAAUUUUAAAAGAAGGCUGUAACCUAACAAAAUGUAGAAAAAGUCAAGGGGUCUGAAUACUUUCCGAAGGCACUGUAUGUAAUAGGGUUCCAUUUGGGAUGCAGUCGCUGUCUUUACUUAAUUAAAACCAACUGAUAUAAUGCUUUGUUCGUCUGCUUGUUGUACAACAUGUCUUAUUCCAUUGGGUUUUUAUGAUGAUCAUUUUCAACAGACUUAAAAUAUUUCAUGCUUAUGGCCUAAUGCAUUAUAGCCGUCAAUCAAAUGUUACCAGAUCCUCAUCACAGCUGUGUCCCAAAUGGCACACUGUUCCCUAUAUAGUGCACUACAUUCGACCUGAGCCCUAUUGGCCCUAGUCAAAAGUAGUGCACUACAUUGGGAAUAGGUUGCCAUUUGGGACAUUACCUAAAUGUGUGUUCUCUUCAGCUGCCCAGUUGACCUGGAGAGAGAGCGGAGAUCACACUGGGCUACUUCAGGAUAUGGACCCUAGUAUGGACACCGCCAGCCUAGAUCCUAGUGAUUCUCCAACCCAGAGGUACUAAGCCCCAGUCAUUCUCCAACCCAGAGGUACUAAGCCCCAGUCAUUCUCCAACCCAGAGGUACUAAGCCCCAGUCAUUCUCCAACCCAGAGAUACUAAGCCCCAGUCAUUCUCCAACCCAGAUGUACUAAGCCCCAGUCAUUCUCCAACCCAGAGGUACUAAGCCCCAGUCAUUCUCCAACCCAGAGGUACUAAGCCCCAGUCAUUCUCCAACCCAGAGGUACUAAGCCCCAGUCAUUCUCCAACCCAGAGGUACUAAGCCCCAGUCAUGAUUUGAAAUAGUAUUAGGGUUAGAUUUAAUCGGUGUCGCGGAAGAUCCCCGUUAUAGCGUGAUAGAUUUUUAAAGGUGAUUUCCGAAUGAGCCGACAUAUGCAGCGUUUACCUUGAAUGCAGUCUCCGCAAACGCGCAAACAUAGCCUUUAAAUUUUAAUCGCACUAUAGAGCGGAUCUUCCGCGAUUUGGAUUGAAUCUAGCUAAAUGCUAAUACUAAAUACUAGCCUGGUCCCAGAUCUGUUUGGGCUUUUGCCUUCCGUUUUCAUUGUCAAGCCAUGAAAACUCCAUAAAGAGUUGGAAAGAGAGCAGAAACAGACUGGCACCCAGGCUAGUGGAUUACCAGACUGCACCCAGGGUUAGUGGGAUUACAGGACUGGCACCCAGUUAGUGGAUUACAGACUGGCACCCAGGUUAGUGGAUUACAGACUGGCACCCAGGUUAGUGGAUUACAGACUGGCACCCAGGUUAGUGGAUUACAGACUGGCACCCAGGUUAGUGGAUUACAGACUGGCACCCAGGUUAGUGGAUUACAGACUGGCACCCAGGUUAGUGGAUUACAGACUGGCACCCAGGUUAGUGGAUUACAGACUGGCACCCAGGCUAGUGGAUUACAGACUGGCACCCAGGCUAGUGGAUUACAGACUGGCACCCAGGUUAGUGGAUUACAGACUGGCACCCAGGCUAGUGGAUUACAGACUGGCACCCAGGCUAGUGGAUUACAGACUGGCACCCAGGCUAGUGUGAUUACAGACUGGCACCCAGGCUAGUGGAUGACAGACUGGCACCCAGGUAGUGGAUUACAGACUGGCACCCAGGUUAGUGGAUUACAGACUGGCACCCAGGUUAGUGGAUUACAGACUGGCACCCAGGUUAGUGGAUUACAGACUGGCACCCAGGCUAGUGGAUUACAGACUGGCACCCAGGUUAGUGGAUUACAGACUGGCACCCAGGUUAGUGGAUUACAGACUGGCACCCAGGCUAGUGGAUUACAGACUGGCACCCAGGCUAGUGGAUUACAGACUGGCACCCAGGUUAGUGGAUUACAGACUGGCACCCAGGUUAGUGGAUUACAGACUGGCACCCAGGUUAGUGGAUUACAGACUGGCACCCAGGUUAGUGGAUUACAGACUGGCACCCAGGCUAGUGGAUUACAGACUGGCACCCAGGUUAGUGGAUUACAGACUGGCACCCAGGUUAGUGGAUUACAGACUGGCACCCAGGUUAGUGGAUUACAGACUGGCACCCAGGUUAGUGGAUUACAGACUGGCACCCAGGUUAGUGGAUUACAGACUGGCACCCAGGUUAGUGGAUUACAGACUGGCACCCAGGCUAGUGGAUUACAGACUGGCACCCAGGUUAGUGGAUUACAGUCUGGCACCCAGGCUAGUGGAUUACAGACUGGCACCCAGGCUAGUGGAUUACAGACUGGCACCCAGGUUAGUGGAUUACAGACUGGCACCCAGGCUAGUGGAUUACAGACUGGCACCCAGGUUAGUGGAUUACAGACUGGCACCCAGGUUAGUGGAUUACAGACUGGCACCCAGGUUAGUGGAUUACAGACUGGCACCCAGGCUAGUGGAUUACAGACUGGCACCCAGGCUAGUGGAUUACAGACUGGCACCCAGGCUAGUGGAUUACAGACUGGCACCCAGGCUAGUGGAUUACAGACUGGCACCCAGGCUAGUGGAUUACAGACUGGCACCCAGGCUAGUGGAUUACAGACUGGCACCCAGGUUAGUGGAUUACAGACUGGCACCCAGGUUAGUGGAUUACAGACUGGCACCCAGGUUAGUGGAUUACAGACUGGCACCCAGGUUAGUGGAUUACAGACUGGCACCCAGGUUAGUGGAUUACAGACUGGCACCCAGGCUAGUGGAUUACAGACUGGCACCCAGGCUAGUGGAUUACAGUACAUGGUGGGAAAACAUAAUGUUUUAUUAUAAUAUCAGUAGAAGAGAAGAAGAGAAAGGGAAAUGAUUGAUCUGAUAUUAUUUAUCCUUGGUCUGUCCCUCUCUAGGUAUGCAGGAGGACGUUACCUCUCCCUGGCGUCCUCAAGGACUUACAUUUUCGACGAUGUCUGAGAGGAGCCCCGGCUCAGAGGCUGUGGGACUAAACUGACCUUACCUCAUUGCCCACACGGCUGCUAGUUUCAUGGAUAUUUUCUUCUUCUCUUUUCUCAUUUAGCCUGUUUGUCUUUGGAGAUAGAUAUAGGCCUAUUGUCAUUUUAUUUAUUUCAUAAUGGAGAUUGCAGGGAUUUACAUUUGAAGGAUUGAUCCAUCUGGCUAGGGUUUUUUUCCUCAUUAUGGACUUGUUUUUAGUAUUAGAUCUUGGGCUGUUCUAAAUAAAGGUCAUUUUGACAAAUAUCCGUCUGGGCUAGUUUGUUGUUUUUUCCCUUCAUUAAUGGGACUUGUUUUUAGUAUUAGAUAAUCUGGGCCUGUAUUCAUAAAGCGUC
This is a messenger RNA of Coregonus sp. 'balchen', 9110 nucleotides long. The record is from the annotation of a GenBank genome assembly. Lineage: Eukaryota; Metazoa; Chordata; Actinopteri; Salmoniformes; Salmonidae.